AUGGAGCCCAUCAACAUCUGCGCGAAGAUAGAAGAAUACAACGAUGACCAACUGCAAGCGUUUAUAGAAGAGCAAGGAGUUGAAAAGUAUAAGCAGCCGUGCAAGCGUCUUCAGGAAAGUGUUGAAGAAUUUCUUCGGAGUCAAUUCAGACCUAAAGUCAACCCGAGUCCUCCUGGUGCUACUGGAGCUGGAAAUAGCACCUCUCAGGCCGGUGGGAAGAAGCCACCGAAGAUGAAGCGAGGAGAGCCCCCGGGCAGCGGAGGAGGUGGAUCACCACCAGAAGAAAAGGAAGGUGGCAAGCUUAAAUCCAAGCUCGGAGGCAGUGGGAUGGGUGGAUAUGGGAAUGUUCAGGGACCAUUGGUGGAUUUGGAGGAUUCAUGA
This is a messenger RNA of Puccinia graminis f. sp. tritici CRL 75-36-700-3, 381 nucleotides long. RefSeq lists its product as uncharacterized. The transcript has 3 exons. The coding region runs from base 1 to 381 and encodes 126 amino acids. The record is from RefSeq and is a predicted model, not a curated record. NCBI's taxonomy places the organism in Eukaryota, Fungi, Basidiomycota, Pucciniomycetes, Pucciniales, Pucciniaceae.